Molecule: messenger RNA, 1356 nt
Organism: Coprinopsis cinerea okayama7#130
Lineage: Eukaryota; Fungi; Basidiomycota; Agaricomycetes; Agaricales; Psathyrellaceae
Exons: 2
Coding region: 1-1356 (451 amino acids)
Source: RefSeq, a predicted model, not a curated record
AUGCGACGCGUUACCCGCUCUGUAACCCGAAACCAACCCAUUCCAGGGAUCCCGACCGUCGACAUCCCUCCCGAACUCAUUUCCAUGAUCGUCGACUAUUUGGAAGACGACAGGCCCUCCCUCAAGGCUUGUUCCCUCGUGAACAACGCGUGGUCACAGCGUGCUCGAGAGCUUCUGUACAGGGAAGUGUUUCUCGGACCGCCGAAGCCCCACAUUCGGUGUAAACAACUCCGCAAGGUCUUUCAGGCCCACCCGCGGCUCGCAAAAGGAACACGAACCCUGGCUAUUGUCGAGCGGGCCAAGAGCGUCAAAACCGACUUUGCGGACGGAUGGCUAGUAUCGUCCAAGGAGAUCGCAUCUCUCCUCCCCCUAUUUACAUCCCUGGAGGAGAUACAAAUAGUGGGCGAUCCGGAGUACCUGAAUUGGGGCUUGGUUCCUGUGGAUACGAGAGAAGCCUUUUUCGACCUAUUCUCGCGGCCACAUGUCAAGACGAUCAUCCUGGACGGUAUCUUCAACAUGCAGAUCACCCCGUUGGUUUUCCUUCCUCACCUCGAAGUCCUUGAAAUACGCCAAGUGGAGGUAUACAGAGGGGAGGAAGACGCGUUCCUACCACUCAACAAACCUUCCCGGAUUGACGCCGGAAAGGUGAAGGGCCUGAGGGCUCUUGAUGUGUGCGACUCCCCAACGGCCUUGGAUGUCUUCUUCAAGUGUCUGGAAGUUGCUGGUCCCGAUCCCCGUCCCGAUGGGUCGCGAGCCGCGGUCCUGGAUCUACAGCGUUUGGAAGAACUUUGGCUCUGUACUACCAAGGACGAAGAAACAUACCCUGGGUUCGAAACGGUGGCAGUGGCCACCCUGAAAAACUGCUCCAACGUAACCUUUUAUAGCCUCACUCUCGAUCACGGAUUCUCUCCCACUGUCUUCGAGGUGAACGGUUUCCGCAACCUCACCACUUUCUGCAUCCAUUUUACGAUUGACAUGAUCCAUAUAUGGUCCUGGAAUGAUGGUGAAGGUGGAAAGAUCCUUGAAGGCCUUGAAGCCUUGUCCGUACACCCUUCGCCGCCGCCCCUCCAACGAUUCGGACUGAUGAUAGAGUCUAUGGACCCGAAGGAAACGGGCAUUGAUUUCGACACCCAUGUGCGCAAUUCAUUCGUACACCGCACCGUCUGGCUCCGCCACGCUGCCCAUGCGUUGGCAAAGUUCCCAAAGCUGCAGAGCGUCUAUGUCAUGCUGGAAGUCUCCGCAACCGGCACUGUUCUCCCGCCUGAAACGUGGCGUGACUUUGUUAGGGAAGUGGAGGGCCAGUUAUCGCCUAUCACGAGCGGAAAGAGCGUGACCUCGUUGGAUGCAACGAGGUGA